UAAGAAUUUACUUUACUUAGUAAUGGGUUUUGACAAACAUUUGACAAAUAUAUAUGGAAAACGUGAAAGGGAACCUAAAAUUCCUCAAGGACUGGAGGAUAAAUAUAAAAUAUCAAAGAAAAUACUUGGAAGGGGUUCUUUUGCUGUCGUGAAACAAUGUACAGAUAGAAUAACAAAUAAAAAUUAUGCAUUGAAAAUACUUCCAAAAAAAUCAAUAAAAGGAAAGGAACGAAUGAUUUCAAGUGAAUUGGAUGUGCUAAAAAAAGUUCAUCAUGCACAUAUAAUUUCAUUGCAUGAAUUGUAUGAGACGAAGGAUGGAGUAUUUAUCAUAACAGAUUUAGCAACAGGUGGAGAGUUAUUUCAUCAACUGUUACUCAAAGGAUCAUAUACAGAAGCAUAUGCAGCAAAACUUGUUAGACAAAUCCUUGAAGGUGUCGCUUACUUGCAUGAUCUAGAUAUAGUUCAUAGAGAUUUGAAACCUGAAAAUUUAUUAUUUAAUGAUAAAUCUAAAGAUGCAAAUCUCAUGAUAACUGAUUUUGGAUUAUCAAAAUUUCUAACAAAUGAAAAUGAUCUAUUAUUGACUGCAUGUGGAACGCCUGGAUAUGUUGCACCUGAAGUGUUAUUAGGAAUUGGUUAUAGUAAACCUGUUGAUAUUUGGAGUAUAGGCGUAAUAACUUAUACAUUAUUAUGUGGUUAUGCACCAUUCCGGGGUGAAGAUCAAGCUUCAUUAUUCGAAACUAUUAAGGCAGGGGUUUACGAAUAUGAAAAACCGUAUUG
Entrophospora candida is the source of this 777-nucleotide messenger RNA. The record is from the annotation of a GenBank genome assembly. NCBI's taxonomy places the organism in Eukaryota, Fungi, Glomeromycota, Glomeromycetes, Entrophosporales, Entrophosporaceae.